AUGGACAAGAGACUUGAAAAGUUAGAGGAUAUAAUGAGCAGCAUAAACGAAAAACAACAUGAAACUGCCACCUCCCUUAAAGCCUUCGAAGCAGAUGUCACUGCAAUUAAGAACAAAGUAGAUGACUCUAAGGCCUGCCUACAGUCUCUCCAGCUUAAUGACCGCACCAACCCAUCAAGAAAAAAGCCAUCGCCUCAUCCUCAAAACCAGAACCACCCAACCCACAGCCCUAGUAGACAAACGCGAAAACCGAAAAAGGUUCUACUCCUACAUGACUCCCAGAUGAACAACUUUCUACCUGAGUCAUUUUCCUCUGGGUUCAAGGUGGAAAAAAUGAAAGUAGGCUCUUAUACUGACAUGAUAAAAGACCACUGUAUGAGAGAUGUCAUUAAACAGCCAGAGGUCGACUGUUACAUUCUCCAGCUUGGAGUCAACGACUACAGAUACAGAACCUGCUCUGUUAAUAAAGCGAUUGAGGAUGCAAAAUCAGUCAUCGAUAAACUCCUCUCGAGCUCCAGCGCAAAGGUUGUCAUCUCCCUACCCACCCCAACCCCUGGAUUAAUCAAUCUGGAUAUCCUAAAUAAGCUCAUGUCAGAAUCUGAAGUGACCUCUGCCAUCAAAAAUCUCAAAAAAGGUAAAAGUUGCUCAAACGACUUGAUAUCCAACGAGAUGCUUCAGAGCGUAACUCCGCUUUGUCUCAAAGCCAUCCUCAAAAACUUCAACCACUCACUGGUCUCUGGUUACUAUCCAUGGCACACCAGCAUCAUUACUCCUAUUUACAAGUCUGGCAACCCUUUCAGCCCGGACAACUACAGAGCAAUAGCUGUUGGUAGCUGUAUGGGUAAACUAUUUUCUAGCAUCUUACUUGAGCGUCUCCUGCACUUCAAAAAGCUCUACUGCCCUGACCCAAAAGAACAACUAGGGUUCUCGAAGGGUGCUCAAACAAAUGACCACGUUUUUACCCUUAAGACAGUCAUUGACAAAUAUACCAAGGUUAAGAAAGCUCGCCUCUAUGCAUGCUUUGUUGAUCUAAGAAAGGCCUUUGACACUGUAUGUAGGGACCUCCUUCUGCACAAAAUCACAUGCCUUGGAAUAACUGGAAACUUCUUCAAUUGCCUAAGUGAUAUGUAUAGAAACUCAAUAGCUCAUAUAAAAAUCUCCAAACUCUUGUCCCCUAAUAUUGACAUUGGAAAAGGAACAGAGCAGGGACACCCCCUAUCACCGGACCUUUUUAAAAUCUAUAUCAACGACUUGUCAUCUCUCCUGAAAUCUGUUGGUGAUUAUCCUAUUCUAGCUGACGUCCUAAUAUCACAUCUGCUCUGGGCUGACGAUCUUGUCCUACUUGCCCUAAGUCCCAAGGCCUUGCAAGACAAUAUAAACAUCCUAUUCGACUUCUGUAACUCUAUGGGCCUUGAAGUAAACAUUAAAAAAACCAAGAUUCUCAUAUUCUGCCCUCCUAAAAGAAAACAAUCCUAUGAAACAUUCAUUUUGGGAGGCCAGCCCAUCCAACACACCGAAAAAUACUGCUAUCUUGGCAUUAUAUUCCACAGAAAUGGAUCUUUUACAGCAGCAAAUACUGAACUGAGGGCCAAGGCUCUCCGUGCUCUCUAUGGCCUCAAAGGCAAUAUCGUCAAAGAUGCCCUCUCUCACCGUUCCCUAAACAUUCUAUUUGACUCUCUAAUAAAACCGAUACUGCUAUAUGGCUGCCAAAUCUUAUGUCCUCACUCAAAAACCAUGAGAUACCUCUCCAAAACAGAUAGCAAAGCCAACCCCCAGCAUACUCUCAGGCUUAAUGUAUACAAUUUUCUACUGGAAAACUUCUCCCUUCUUACCAUCUUUCCGGACACUUAUUGUCACAUGAACAUCAGCAUAGCUGAGGUCGCGAGUAAUGAAAAGGAAGGGACAGCUAACGAGGGCUCUGACAACAUGGGACCAGCCGAAGUCCCUGGUGAUGAUAACUCGAAGGAGACAGCUGGCGAGGACGAUGAUAACCUCAAGGAGACAGCUGGUGAGGACGAUGAUAACCUCAAAGAGACAGCUGGUGAGGACGAUGAUAACUUCAAGGAGACAGCUGCUGCUGAGGACGAUGAUAAACUCAAGGAGACAGCUGGUGAUGACGAUGAUAACCUCAAGGAGACAGCUGGUGAGGACGAUGAUAACUUCAAGGAGACAGCUGGUUAG
This is a messenger RNA of Bolinopsis microptera, 2181 nucleotides long. RefSeq lists its product as uncharacterized. The record is from RefSeq and is a predicted model, not a curated record. Lineage: Eukaryota; Metazoa; Ctenophora; Tentaculata; Lobata; Bolinopsidae. Bases 1 to 2181 code for a protein of 726 amino acids. The transcript is spliced from 4 exons.